AUGUCCGUCGUGAAUACCAUUCAUCAAGGCGCUGAACAUAAUUAUAUCCUACAACUUCAAGAGGCAAACACUGUGUUGCGACGGAAACUUGCACGUCUUGCAAGGCGUCAGCAGCGAUGUCGUUGUGGUACAAGCCAGCCAUCCCUCUUGGAGCCGGGCGAGCGCGCCAGCACGCUCUGCAAAUCCACUACAGCUCCAACACCAGUAACAUCGACAUUCACUCAAGCUCCAAAGCAACAUGAGCUAUCCAUUGUAUUCUGGUCCACGCCACCGGUUCCUAAGAAGCCGAGCAAGGAUGCUCCGAGGUGGGAAGAACGAGUUCGAACGCUGGUCAGUGAGAUUCCUCUCGCCAACACAUGGAGGAAAGCAAUGGAGGCAAAAGGGUUCUACAACGCUAUGAGCACAGGCGAAGCUGUUGCCCACCUACUUUGCCCGCAGAACAACGCGCUUAUAACGUCGAAAGUGCCGGCGGAAUCGAUAUUGGUUGCCUCCACUGGUACAAAGAGCUCGAUGAUUGAGAUGGUUAGAAAUUAUGCAUCCUUGGCCAUGAUGAGCUUCGAUACUGCGUCGUUGGCAUUGUCACUGGCCAGAUUCCAGAAGUUCGUGGUUUUAUCCGCGUGCGUAGUGUUCAUCGACUUGAAGAUCGACAAGCAAGACGUCUACAAUAUUGUGCGAAUCUGCAACGGAAGGGUAUCAGAUGAACACUGCACUCGAUUAUUGAAAACGGCGAAGUACAUGAACGUGCUGAUUGACACUCUUGCGACGCACGGCUUUGAUGGGCGCGCCGCAGAACUGAUCCUGUACUGGGAUCGAGAACCGAACUUUUUCUACCAUUUAUCGAAAUCACCUCAAGACAGCAUUGGAUACUUCACUGAAUUAUUGUCGGAACCAAAGUUCACGAAAGAUGCAGAGAGUUGGCCAAGAAUGAAUUCCUUCUUCAUGCCUAGUAUUUUGUCUAAUGUCCUCAAGGAUAGGAUACACGUUGCGAAAAUUUCAGAAAUGCUUGGGUACCAGCAUGCGUAUCUUUUCGAUCCUACUCUGCAAUUGGUCAACCCGUUGCAAGUACUCUAG
Molecule: messenger RNA, 1071 nt
Organism: Recurvomyces mirabilis
Lineage: Eukaryota; Fungi; Ascomycota; Dothideomycetes; Mycosphaerellales; Teratosphaeriaceae
Exons: 3
Coding region: 1-1071 (356 amino acids)
Source: RefSeq, a predicted model, not a curated record